This is a messenger RNA of Asparagus officinalis (garden asparagus), 1349 nucleotides long. Its product is annotated as cyclin-D1-1-like. Gene Ontology annotation, cellular component: cyclin-dependent protein kinase holoenzyme complex; cytoplasm; nucleus. Gene Ontology annotation, molecular function: cyclin-dependent protein serine/threonine kinase regulator activity. The transcript has 5 exons. Bases 161 to 1138 code for a protein of 325 amino acids. NCBI's taxonomy places the organism in Eukaryota, Viridiplantae, Streptophyta, Magnoliopsida, Asparagales, Asparagaceae. Gene Ontology annotation, biological process: regulation of cyclin-dependent protein serine/threonine kinase activity; mitotic cell cycle phase transition. The record is from RefSeq and is a predicted model, not a curated record.
AAAAACAAACAAGGGGGUGCCUUAUAAAUCUCCCAGCGAUUCAUCGCCUCCUUUCGUUCUCGAACGACAAAGCACUCUUUCGAUCGGAACAGAUACAAAGAGGGGGAGCGAGAGGGGGAGGGGCUCCAUCUCUUCUUUGUUCCAUGCACAUUCCCUCUCAAUGCAGCCUCUCUCCCCGUCUUCGUUCCUCUGCCCUGAGUCUCCCUAUGACGUGGCAUCUUGGGACUCCGACGAGUGGGCCCCGCUCGAGACCGCCGCCGGCGAGUCUCCUAUCUCCCUCCUCCUCGCCGACGAGGCCGAGCUCAUGCCCAUUACUCAAUCCCUCCCUCCAAACCCCAUUGCUCGUCUGAACGCCGUCAAUUGGAUCCUAAAUGUUAACGAGUUCUACCGGUUUAGACCCGCGACGGCGUUCCUCGCCGUCAACUACCUCGACCGCUUUCUCUCUUCUCGCCCUCUACCCGGGCAAAACGGUGAAAGUGGGGGCUGGCCGAUGCAACUGCUGGCGGUGGCGUGCGUGUCGGUGGCGGCCAAGAUGGAGGAAACGCACGUGCCUCUCUUAUUGGAUCUGCAGAUUUUGGAUCCGAAAUUUGUAUUCGAAUCCAAAACCAUUAUGAGAAUGGAGCUUCUCCUAAUGUCGGCGCUCAAGUGGAGAAUGCGCUCCGUCACGCCCUUCGAUUUCGUUGCCCAUUUCGUCGAUUCGAUGAAACCCGAAAUUUUCGGCCGUUCACGUGCAGGUUUGAUCUCACGUGUCGCCGAUUUAGUCCUCAGAACUUGCCGCGUGGUGGAAUUUUCGGGGUGUCGGCCAUCGGAGAUUGCGGCGGCGGCGAUAAUUCGCGCCGCGAAAGAUAUUCCCGAUAUUUCGGACGGUGAAAGCACUGAUUUAUUGAAAUUAUUAAAACCGUGGGUUAAUGAGGAAAGUCUGAAUACAUGUCUGAAAUUAUUACAAGAUUCUUCGGUUGAAAAGCCGCUUCAAGAGCCCACGACACCUCAGAGCCCCAUAGGGGUAAUUGACGCUGCGGCCUGUCGGAGUUCCGAGAGCCAAAGGUCCUCGGCGGCGGCAACACCGCCCUUAAAGCGUCGCCGGCUUGACGAGAGCCUAUGUAUAGAAAGCAAAAAUGGUGUCACUAAAAGUCUUUAGAGAGAGAGAGAGAGGACUAGUAAUUGUUGUUUAGUCUUUUAGUUAUUAUUAUGACGGUAAAAUAGUUUAAAUAGAACUUAUUUUUGUAAUUUUGCUUGUGUAUUAUUAUUCACUUUCAGUUAGUCUGUCUAUUUUUGUAACAAUAAGUUUUGGAAGGGAGGAACCAACAUUAUUACGUCAUUUAACAUAUAUUUGUUCUUCAUGCAAUAAA